AUCGUCUUCGUCACCGCGGAGGUGUCGCCUUGGAGCAAAACCGGCGGGUUGGGCGACGUGUGCGGCGCCCUGCCCGCGGCGCUGGCCGCCAGGGGUAACAGGGUCGUCGUCGUCGCCCCGAUGUACGAGCGGUACGGCGACGCGCACGACACCGGCCACCACUCCACGUUCCACCUCAACCACGGCGACCAGCACGUGCGUUACUUUGCGCGUUACAAGGACGACGUGACCUACCUCUUCGUCGCGCACCCCGCGCUGGAACGCGGCGGCGGCGGCCGAAUAUACGGCGGCAGCCCGGGGAACCCGUACCACGACAACGACUUUCGCUUUGCGCUCCUGUCGAUGGCGGCGAUUGAGUCGUUGCUCGCGGUGCCGUGGGAGGAUCUCUUCUUCGGCGGCGGCGACGCGGGUGCCGAGCGAAUGAAGCGCGCGUACUUCGAGACUGCGCCGGUGUUCGUCGCCAACGACUGGCACGCCGCGCUCGUGCCCCUCUUCCUCGCGGCCAGGUACCAGGCCAACGCCGAGUGGACGCUGAAGCCGCGCCGCGAGUGGGGCACCGACGGCGCCGCCGCGUCGAUCGCCCGCGCGUCGUGCGUGACGAUCGUCCACAACCUGUUCCACCUCGGCAUCGUCGCCCCCGACCGGUACCGGUCGCUGGGUCUGCCGGAGGAGAACACCGAGUGGUUCCCCGCGCUGCGGUGGCGGUGGAGGGACGGCGGUGAGAGCAUGAACUUUCUCAAGGCUGGCCUCGCCACGUCGAGCGCCGCGGUGCUCGUGUCCCCGUCGUACGCCAACGAGGUGCAGACGAACGAGCUCGGGUGCGGCAUGGACAAGGUGCUUCGAUCCGUCGGGAACUUUGGCAGCGACGUGGACCUGGGGUUUCUCAACGGGAUGUCCGGCAAGCUGCGGGGCAUCGUCAACGGCAUCGACGUCGACGAGUGGAAUCCCGCGACGGAUCCCCACAUCCCAGCGCACUUUGACGUAGGGACGUCGGAGAAGGGCGUCGUCGAACGGGCGGACGGGUGCACCGUGUGGGACGUGGCGCGGGGUAAGGCGGCGUGCAAGGCGGCGCUGCAGCGCGAACUCGGGCUGGAGGUGGACCCGAACGCGCCCCUCGUCGGCUUCAUCGGCAGGCUCGAUUACCAAAAAGGCGUCGACGUGCUACUCGACGUCGUGCCGCACAUUGUGCACAACGGCGGACAGGUGGUGAUGCUCGGCAGCGGCGACCCGGGGCUGGAACACGGGAUGAGGACGAUGGAGCAGAACCACAGGGGCAGGGCCGUCGGCUGGGUCGGGUUCUCCGUGCCCAUGUCCCACAAGAUCACCGCCGCGUCGGACAUACUCGCCAUGCCGUCGCGGUUCGAGCCGUGCGGUUUGAACCAGCUGUACGCGCUGCGGUACGGGACGCUGCCCGUGGCGCACGCGACGGGUGGGCUACGGGAUACCGUCCGCGGGCGCGUGGGUUGGCCGUUCGCGCCGUGCGAACCCGGCGCGUUAAGGCGCGCGAUGGACCGCGCGAUGGAGACGUACAAGGCUUCGGAAGGGAACACGCGUCUGGACAGCCGGUGGCGAAGGAAGCAGGAGCGCGCGAUGACGUCGGACCUGUCCUGGAACGUCGCCGCGGAAAAGUACGAGAAGCUCAUGGGAAAGAUCGCGAUGGACCCUCCG
Molecule: messenger RNA, 1668 nt
Organism: Micromonas commoda
Lineage: Eukaryota; Viridiplantae; Chlorophyta; Mamiellophyceae; Mamiellales; Mamiellaceae
Gene: SSIB
Product: glycosyltransferase family 5 protein
Exons: 1
Molecular function (GO): alpha-1,4-glucan glucosyltransferase (UDP-glucose donor) activity
Source: RefSeq, a predicted model, not a curated record